Molecule: messenger RNA, 1437 nt
Organism: Lachancea mirantina
Lineage: Eukaryota; Fungi; Ascomycota; Saccharomycetes; Saccharomycetales; Saccharomycetaceae
Source: the annotation of a GenBank genome assembly
AUGAACACGCCCAAAAUGAACGAGCAACUGACGCCGAAGUUGUCGCCGACAAUGAUGCAUCUGGACGACACCAUACCUGCGCUCAAUGCGCCGUCGUUCAUGUGUCUUGACGACGCAAAGGCCUAUCCCCUCAUGUAUCGAACGUCUCUCUCCAAGCUGAACGAAAAGGGUCGACAGGGUCGAGGUCGCACUUCGGGUCCCGAAACGCCGACUCGACUGUUGCGGUCCAAUUCUCCUAUCCGAGCGAUGCUCAACCAUGCGCCCAAAAUGCUCAAACCGGAGUACAUGGGGCGACCCACUUUGUUCGGCAAAAAUACGGGCUCCAUUGCGACACCCUCCAUGAUACUGGCGUCCUCGAAACUCAAUUUCGAGACUUUGCAACGACCUGUCAAAGUUACAAAUGCAAAAGUGGAAGAAGAGCAGCCGAGCAUUGAGAUGUUAGAGCCUGGAGUGGAGCGGUGCAAACCCGUUCGAGAGAGGCCCGGUCGGAAACAUAAAAGAGGCAACUCUACCGCCAGCACUACUGUAAGCGGCGCGACCGCAUGUGAAUCCCUCCAAGAACCACAGAUGCCGCUGAAGGCGCCUCUUAAGCGUGGUGGUACCAACACCAGCUCCAAUCCGGGAUACAGGUUUCCGUCGGAAAAUUCUACAGCGUCUUCGUCAUCCACACUCGACAUCCAAGAGAUCCCAGCCGAAUUUGCGUUUGACACGCCGAUGGACAAGGCGGAAUUUGUGCUGGCUACGCAAAAUAAACGAGAUAGUUACAUGUCCAGCGUAGGGUCAACACAAGACGACGAUCUGGGUGGCUGGUUUGCGCAGUACGUCGAGGAAAAACAGAGCAAUUUGGCACUGUCCGUAUUGCAAGAAAAGCAAGAAGAGACAAUUCGGGCGGAUAAAACUGUUCAUACAGAACAAAUAACAAUGCGCAUAAAACAAUUAGAAUUUCAGAUCAAUGAACUCAAAUUACAAAACGAUGAACUUCGGCAUUCCAUGACUGCACAUCGUAGUUUACAGGAUAGGUACAUGUUUGAAGCAUUGCAUGAUGCUCAUCGAGAAAAAGAGCUGACGAAGAGGGACAUGGACAGGAGAAUGAAACAGCUGGAAAAGCAAGUCGAAAAUUACAAGAAGGUGAUUAAAAAGCUCACAAACAAGACUCAGACAACGGAUGUCUCGAAAUCAAGGCUUAGUAUUGUGAGCGUUUCUACUUUAGACGGAAUUUCGGAGGCCGAUACCAAGGAUGGCUACGAAGCCAACGGCAACGAGAAUCAGGAUCAAGACGAUGAUGAUGACGACGAACAAGAAGACAAUGAAAACAGCGACCGCAUAAACACUUCGACAAUUGCCAGUGACAUCAAUGCAAUGGAGCCAUCGUCACCGACUCGCAUCAAAAAUAAAAAACCUUCUGGUUUUGAUUUAAAGCUCUCGUUGCAGGUAUGA